AAAUGGAGACAAACGACCAUUUUAAUUUUACUGGCCUUCCCCCUGCACCAGCUGCCUCAGGACUGAAACCCUCUCCUUCCUCAGGCGAGGGCCUCUACACUAACGGGUCUCCCAUGAACUUCCCCCAGCAAGGGAAAAGUUUGAAUGGGGAUGUGAAUGUUAAUGGCUUAUCUACUGUAUCUCACACUACUACUUCAGGGAUUUUGAACUCUGCUCCCCAUGCCUCCAGCACCUCACACCUCCAUCACCCUAAUGUGGCCUACGACUGUCUCUGGAACUACUCGCAGUACCCACCUGCCAACAGUGGCAACAACCUCAAGGACCCACCCCUUCUCUCUCAGUUCCCUGGGGGACAGUACCCGCUCAACGGUGUCCUUGGGGGCGGCCGACAACCCUCUUCCCCAAGUCACAACACUAAUCUUCGAGCUGGGAACCAAGAGUUCUGGGCCAAUGGUACCCAGAGUCCCAUGGGACUUAACUUCGAUUCACAGGAACUGUAUGAUUCCUUUCCUGACCAGAAUUUUGAGGUGAUGCCCAAUGGACCCCCAAGUUUUUUCACCUCCCCACAGACAUCUCCAAUGUUGGGAUCUAGCAUCCAGACCUUUGCACCUUCCCAGGAUGUGGGCAAUGGGAUCCAUCCUGAUGAGGCAACAGAGAAGGAGCUGCCCUCAGUUGUGGCAGAAAACAACACUGGCUUGGUAGGCAGCCUGGAGCUGGAGGAAGAGCAGCCAGAACUAAAGAUGUGUGGCUACAAUGGUUCUGUCUCCUCUGUGGAGUCUCUACACCAAGAAGUCUCCGUCCUGGUCCCCGACCCCUCAGUGAGCUGUUUAGAUGAUCCUUCACAUCUUCCUGAUCAGCUGGAAGACACUCCAAUCCUCACGGAAGACUCCCUUGAGCCCUUUGACUCCCUGGCACCAGAGCCAGUGAGUGGAGGACUUUAUGGUAUAGAUGACACAGAGCUGAUGGGUGCAGAAGACAAGUUGCCUCUUGAGGACAGCCCUGUAAUCUCUGCCCUCGAUUGCCCUUCUCUCAAUAAUGCUACUGCCUUCAGUCUCUUGGCAGACGACAGUCAAACGUCAGCCUCUCUCUUUGUCAGCCCUACCUCUCCACCUGUCUUAGGGGAGUCUGUCUUGCAAGAUAACAGCUUUGACCUGAAUAAUGGCAGUGACUCUGAACAGGAAGAAAUGGAGCCUGAGUGUUCAGACUUCUCACGGCCCCAGACUGAGCUGGCCCCUGACCAGCCGCCAACUAUUGAGCUACAUCCAGCAGCUUCUCCAGCAGCCUCCUCACUUGUCCCUCCUGCAGUCUUCCCAGCAGCCUCUUCUGCUCCCUCACCUUCCCUCCCAGCAGCCUCUUUGACAGCUCCAGUGACCUCACCUCAUGCCUGCCCUGCACCUUCCCCAACAGCCACCUUCCAGACAGUUUCCCCAGCAAAUGAAGAUGUCAGCAGGGUCCCAGAAACAACUUCUGCUGGUUUGGGAGAGAUCACUGGAGAAGCUGUCACAGUUUCUGGUAGUGGUGAUGUACUGAAGAGACGAAUUGCUACCCCAGAAGAAGUUCGUCUUCCCCUCCAACAUGGGUGGCGGAGAGAAGUGCGCAUCAAGAAGGGUGGCCAUCGGUGGCAGGGGGAGACUUGGUAUUAUGGCCCCUGUGGGAAGAGAAUGAAACAGUUUCCAGAAGUUAUCAAGUACCUGAGCCGAAAUGUGGUACACAGUGUUCGUCGUGAGCACUUCAGCUUCAGUCCCCGAAUGCCUGUUGGAGAUUUCUUUGAAGAAAGAGACACACCAGAGGGCUUGCAAUGGGUCCAGUUAUCCGCAGAGGAGAUUCCUUCUAGAAUUCAAGCAAUUACUGGCAAACGAGGCCGACCUCGAAAUAAUGAGAAGGCCAAGAACAAGGACAUUCCCAAAGUGAAGCGGGGCCGAGGUCGGCCACCUAAGAUCAAAAUCCCUGAGCUAUUAAAUAAAACAGACAAUCGACUCCCAAAGAAACUGGAGACCCAAGAAACACCGAGUGAGGAAGAUAAAGCAAAGAUGACUAAGAGCAAAAAGAAGAUAAGACAGAAGGGACAACGGGGAGAGAGUCAGCCUCCUGUUCAAGGGCAGGCCAGAAACAAGAGGAGACAAGAUGCCAAGAGCUUAAAGCAGAAGGACACUAAGAAGAAACUCAAGGUUGAUAAAGAGAAGAUGAAGACAAAGCAGGAAAAACUGAAGGAAAAAGUGAAAAGGGAAAAGAAAGAAAAGGCAAAAGUGAAGGUAAAGGAAGAGGUGGCCAAAGCCAAGCCAGCCUGUAAAGCAGAGAAGACCCUGGCCACACAGAGGCGUCUGGAGGAGCGACAGAGACAGCAGGCUAUUUUAGAGGAGAUGAAGAAGCCCACAGAGGACAUGUGUCUGCCUGACCACCAGCCCCUGCCUGAUUACACACGCAUCCCUGGUUUGACAUUGUCCAGUAAGGCUUUCUCAGACUGCUUGACCAUCGUGGAGUUCCUGCACAGUUUUGGCAAAGUGCUAGGCUUUGACCUUACCAAAGAUGUUCCUAGUCUUGGAGUCCUGCAGGAGGGACUCUUAUGUCAAGGUGACAGCUUGGGCAAAGUGCAAGACCUGCUGGUUCGGCUCCUGAAGGCUGCACUCCAUGAUCCCGGUCUGCCCUCCUACUGUCAGUCCCUAAAGAUCUUGGGGGAGAAGGUGUCCGAGAUCCCACUGACCAGAGACAAUGUGUCUGAGAUACUCCGCUGCUUCCUCAUGGCAUAUAGAGUGGAGCCGGCCUUCUGUGACAGACUGCGCACCCAGCCUUUUCAGGCACAGCCACCCCAACAGAAGGCUGCUGUCCUAGCUUUCCUUGUGCAUGAGCUCAAUGGCUCUACCACCAUCAUCAAUGAGAUUGACAAGACCCUGGAGAAUAUGUCUAACUACAGGAAAAACAAAUGGAUUGUUGAAGGCCGACUCCGAAGACUGAAAACUGCUCUGGCCAAGCGAACGGGUCGGCCAGAAGUUAUGAUGGAAGGGCCAGAAGAAGGCCUGGGACGGAGGCGCAGUUCUCGGAUCAUGGAAGAAACCAGUGGCAUAGAAGAGGAGGAAGAGGAGGAAACCAUAGCAGCUGUCCAUGGCCGUAGGGCUCGAAGGGAUGGAGAGGUUGAUAUUGCAGCAUCCAGCAUUCCAGAGUUAGAGCGCCAGAUAGAAAAACUCAGUAAGCGUCACCUCUUCUUUAGAAAAAAGCUGCUUCACUCAUCCCAGAUGCUUCGGGCAGUCUCUUUGGGUCAGGACCGCUAUAAACGCCAUUACUGGGUAUUGCCAUGUCUGGCUGGUAUCUUUGUGGAAGGAUCAGAGGAGAGCAUAGUUACUGAAGAUGGAAUGAAGCAGGAAGCUGAAUACUUGACGGAAGCAGUCACUUCAACACCCUGCCCCGCUCUAGUCUCUACAAAGAGAGAGUUAACUGGCCCCGACACCCCUGCUUCUCCUGCCCGCGCACGAGGCCGACCUCGAAAAUCUAAGCCUGGGUCUAUGCAGCCUAGGCACUCUAAGUCUGCUCUUAGGGAACAUGAUUUAGAACAAGCCCAGAUUCAAGUUCAGCCAGAAUCUCAGUCCCAUCUGCAGAUUCAGGCAUCCACCCAGCCCCAUCUUCAGUCCCAUCCCCCAUCAGAUAAUGGGUUUCUAGAGCCAGAAGGCUCCCCUCUGUCUCUGGGUCAGAGCCAGCAUGACCUCAGCCAGUCCGCCUUCCUGUCUUGGCUGAGCCAGACUCAGAGCCACAACUCCCUGUUGAGCAGCUCAGUGCUCACGCCUGAUAGCAGCCCAGGGAAAUUAGACUCCGCUCCAUCCCAGUCCUUGGAGGAGCCAGAGCCUGAUGAGGCAGAGUCUUGCCCUGAUCCUCAAGGACCCUGGUUUAACUUCUCAGCCCAGAUACCCUGCGAUGCUGCCCCUACACCACCUCCUGCCAUUUCUGAGGACCAGCCUACCCCCUCCCUCCAGCUGCCUGCCUCUUCUAAGCCAAUGAGUAUACCCGGUGCUGCCAAUCCCUGUUCUCCAGGACAAUUCUCUUCUACCCACCUGCCUGGAGGGGGCACUAAGAGACCAUCAGGAGACUCUGAAGAAAUGCCACAGAGUCCCACAGGGCUGGGACAACCAAAACGGAGAGGAAGACCUCCUAGCAAGUUCUUCAAGCAGGUGGAACAGCAUUACUUAAUCCAGCUGACAGCCCAGCCUAUCCCCCCUGAGAUGUGCUCUGGCUGGUGGUGGAUCCGAGAUCCUGAGACACUGGAUGUCAUGCUCAAGGCACUACAUCCCCGAGGCAUCAGGGAGAAGGCACUUCACAAACACCUUAGCAAGCACAAGGACUUUUUGCGGGAAGUUUGCUUACAGCCCUUAACUGAUCCCAUCUUUGAGCCCCAUAAGCCGCCUGCCAUGGAGGAAGGAUUUAUGAGCUGGUCCCCCAAAGAGAAGACUUAUGAGACAGACCUAGCUGUGCUUCAGUGGGUAGAAGAGCUGGAGCAGAGGGUUGUCCUGUCUGACCUGCAGAUUCGGGGCUGGACGUGCCCUAGCCCAGACUCUACCCGAGAAGACUUGGCCUACUGUGAGCAUCUGCCUGACUCUCAGGAGGAUAUCCCUUGGAGAGGACGGGGCAGGGAAGGUGCAGUACCUCAGCGGCAAAACACCAACCCCCUGGACCUCGCUGUGAUGCGACUGGCUGCACUGGAACAGAAUGUGGAACGGCGUUACUUGCGGGAGCCUCUCUGGGCAACCCAUGAGGUGGUAGUAGAGAAGGCCUUGCUAAGUGCACCCAACGGUGCCCCUGAUGGCACCACUACUGAGAUAUCAUAUGAGAUUACCCCUCGUGUUCGUGUCUGGAGGCAGACACUUGAGAGGUGCCGUAGUGCAGCCCAAGUGUGCUUGUGCAUGGGCCAGCUGGAAAGGUCCAUCGCAUGGGAGAAGUCUGUCAACAAAGUGACAUGCCUCGUCUGCCGGAAGGGUGACAAUGAUGAGUUUCUCCUGCUUUGUGAUGGGUGUGACCGUGGCUGCCACAUUUACUGUCAUCGGCCCAAGAUGGAGGCUGUUCCAGAAGGAGACUGGUUCUGUACUGUCUGUUUGGCCCAGCAGGUAGAGGAAGAAUUCUCUCAGAGGCCUGGUUUUCCAAAACGAGGCCAGAAGCGGAAAAGCAGUUUUCCACUGAACUUCCCAGAGGGUGACAGCCGCCGACGGCGGGUGCUGUCAAGGAACCGAGAAAGUCCAGCAGUGUCUCAGUGCUCAGAAGACGGCCUGUCUCCCUCCAAGAGACGGCGAUUUUCAAUGAGAAGCCACCACAGUGAUCUCACAUUUUGCGAGAUCAUCCUAAUGGAGAUGGAGUCCCAUGACGCAGCCUGGCCUUUUUUGGAGCCUGUGAACCCUCGCCUGGUGAGUGGGUACCGGCGAGUCAUCAAGAACCCUAUGGAUUUUUCCACCAUGCGAGAACGGCUACUCCGGGGAGGGUAUACUAGCUCAGAGGAGUUUGCAGCUGAUGCCCUUCUGGUUUUUGACAACUGCCAGACCUUCAAUGAGGACGACUCUGAAGUGGGCAAGGCUGGGCACAUCAUGCGCCGCUUCUUUGAGAGCCGUUGGGAGGAAUUUUAUCAGGGAAAACAGGCCAACCUGUGAGGCAAGGAAGGUGGGGACCACCUUGUGUCUUCUCCAACCUUCCUGACGAAACCUGCCGUGUACACCUGCUGAUGGCUGCCCUGGGUGGGCUCAAGUCACAGUGCUGAUGUUGACUCUACCCUUGGCAACACCUACAUCCUCUUUCCCUAAUCUCUCCCUUCUUCCUCUUACUCCUCAAAUAAGAGAUGCAGAGAUGAGGUCCUUCUGGAUGGAAAGCCAAAAAAGAAAAAGAAUUUUUGCUGUUUUUUUCUUCUAGUUAAAAUGGAGAGGGGUAAAGAAGUCCCUUCCUCUUCCUGUCCCCCUCCCUUCCCCUCCCCUCUGCUCUCCUCCCCUCCCCUCCCCUCCCUGUACAUGCCCCAGCACCCUGGGGCUAUUUAGCAAUAGCAAUAGUUCUAGUGAAUGUGUGAAACCGAGAAACACUCUGUACUGUGUGCGGACCCGCAGUGACGGCCAGUAAAGUGGACUUAACUCCCAAGUGUGUCAAGCCGGACACCGGGCCCUGAACAUGCUGCUUCCAUGUUCAGUCCCUUCCCUGCUUCUCACUUUCUCUCACUUUUUUUCUUCCCCCUUCUCCCUGUUUUUAUGAUUUUUGUCCCACCCAAUAAUGUAAAACUAUCGUGUACGGGUUCUUCUUCCCCCUGUCCCCUUAUGUGGAAAACAAAGUUCAGAGCUCCCUGUCUCUGUCCUCAUCUCCUGCCAAAUUACCCUCUGAAAUGUUGGAUCCUCCUCACGUGCUGAGUUUCUAGCCUUUUCUGAAACUCUGACUGGGGAGAGGGCAGGCGGGCGGGCAGGCGCCCUGGGCCUUCCAGCCUCCUUCCCAGCUUCCCAAACCUCCCUCUUGGGAACUCCUCAGGGACAACUACUGCUGAGUCUGAGUGCUGCUCCGAGAUGGAGGCCCUCAGAGAGAGGGGGAGAGGUGUAGGUGUGUGUGUGUGUGUGUGUGUGUGUGUGUGUGUGUGUGUGUGUGUAUACUUGCACACAAAUGAGAGCUGUGAUUGUGGCCCUGUUUUGUGUAAUGGGAUCCAUUCAUGUUUCCUCAAGUAUGUUUUUAUUCCCACCUUUCCCAUUGUUUUGUACCAUCACUUUUUGUCUUUGGGAAAACACAGGAACUGUUUCUCUGGGGACAAGGCUGUCUCUCCUCAUGGUCAUUUCUGUUCCAGCCUCUUCAAAUUGUGCAAUCUUUUCAGCAGGAACUCUCUCUCCUCACAGUAGCUUCAAGUCUUGAGAAUUUGCUGGGAGAGGGUAGAACUGGAUCUUUCUUAAACCAUGAGUAUCUGGGUUUAGUUGUGUUUUCCUUCCUUGCAUCUACUUUAUAUCCCCAACAGCAAGCUCCUGGAGCACAGGAUGGGUAGAGCGAUGAGAGGGUCUGGUCUACCACUGCCCUGUGUGACUAAGCCCAGGUUAAGCCCCCAACACAUGAGAGGAAAGCUGCUAACUCCAAGCUAUAGCCAUGGGCCUCUGGCCCCCUGCUUUCCUGCUCAGCAGAGCCCCUCCCAUCAGAAAUUACGGGUACUUGCACUGGGGAGGUGGCUGCUAGCUGGCCUAAGCAGAGAGCUGAGGCAUCCAAGCAAUGUUCCAUUGGUGGGGGUGGAGGGUGCCAGGUGGGGUGGAGAGUUCCUUGUACUCCAGCAGUACUGAGGGGUGAGGCAGUGCAGGUUCCUGGGGAGCCCUACACUCACUCCCUAUCGCCUAUUUCUAAAGUCGCCUUUUCUGUCGAUAAACCUCAAACUUAAUUUUAUUUGAGAAUUUUUUUUUUUUGCUUUUAAAUAAGAGGUGGAUUGAAGAAUAUUUGAAUUGACUUUAUAUUAUGCAUAAAUAUUUAUAUUUUAUCUAAAUAACUGUGCCGUAACAAACUUUGUGUUAGUCAGAUGUUUGGAACUGUUAUAACUGGGGACAACUCUCCCCAUGGCAAGUUUCCCUUGGCAUAAAAUGUACUGGAGUCAUUCACUGUUGGAGGUGGGAGGGGGAUGAGGCCUCCUUGUCUGCUUUGUGCUCCUUCUCAGCUCCAGCUCUUUCCUAGGGACCAGGCACUCUUAAGGUGGGGGUGGAGGUCCUAGACUUGAUUUGAAGAAGUGGGGGCUGAAGGGGUCGUGGGGUAGGGCAUGAUCAAAGGGGCCAUUUCUCACUUUCCUCAUUUUCACUGCCCCUCAAGCUAGGUGGAUUUUCUCUUAUUGACAGAGUAUUUGGUAGGGAAAGCAGGUUAAAAAUAAAGACACCCACCCCUGCCCUUUGUGUCCCCUCCCCGGUAACAGCAAGAAACCAUCAACACCAACAAGUUUCCAUGUUCCUUUACAACAAAAGGGACUGACUUUUUAUAUAACCAAAUGUGGUGUUUUAGUGACUUUUUGAUAAUGUACAGUUUUUUGUGAAUUUAAAUUUAUUUCUUUCUAUAUUUUUAGGACCAAUCUCAUUUUUAAUAAGGUUUAAAAAAAAGGAAAAAAAAGUCUAGAGAAAAAAAAAAAAACCUCGUUUUUGCCAUGUGAUGUUCCACAGGUGCGGCUGUAGAGAAGUGCUUGUCAUUGAAUAAAACCACAUUUGAUAGAGAAUCAA
This is a messenger RNA of Cricetulus griseus (Chinese hamster), 8171 nucleotides long. The record is from RefSeq and is a predicted model, not a curated record. Lineage: Eukaryota; Metazoa; Chordata; Mammalia; Rodentia; Cricetidae.